Messenger RNA from Ailuropoda melanoleuca (giant panda), 1190 nucleotides. It is a transcript of the gene SRRD, whose product is annotated as SRR1 domain containing. The record is from RefSeq and is a predicted model, not a curated record. The transcript is spliced from 7 exons. NCBI's taxonomy places the organism in Eukaryota, Metazoa, Chordata, Mammalia, Carnivora, Ursidae. Gene Ontology annotation, cellular component: nucleus; cytoplasm. Bases 31 to 1068 code for a protein of 345 amino acids.
CCAGCGUCGCGCUGGUGACGUCAGAGGGCCAUGGCGGCGGCUCUGGAACCCUGGCAGACGGCAGCUCCGCGGAGGAGAAGGCGCUCUGCCCCGCGCCCCUCUCGGGGCAGAGAGGCAGCGGCGCCGGACCCGGAGGCCGAUCCCGAGGCGGACUGCGGAGUCGUGCUUCUUCGUAUCCGGGAGGCCAGGAAGGACCUGCUUCUUUCGGAUUUCUGGAGUCUGGCACUAGAAACCAUCAACAGCUGUCUUACAAAACAUCUGGAACAACUGAAGGCCCCUGAGGGGACUCUUGCGGAAGCCCUCAGAAACCUGCAUCUUGACUCCUUGCCAGAUACGUCUGCUGUGACUCCGGGCUCCACCCCAGGAGAGACCCCGGUCCCGGGAACCUGCCGUUGGAAGUGUGUGUGUUAUGGCAUCGGGAACUUUGCCACCUGCGUCACAGCUAGACACCAGCUCACAUUUUUGCUUCUCUUCCUGGAAAAGUGCCGGAUUCCCAGAAGGCACUGCUGGGUGUACGAUCCUCUGUUUAGCCAACUAGAAAUCGCAGUUCUGAAUAGCCUCGGUGUGACUGUUCUCAGCGAGAACGAGCUCCGGGAAGAUCGGAGCUGCUCCCACCGCAGCUCACCGUGCCUGCCGGCCCCGCAGGAAGGAUGCCGGAGCGUCGGCGGCGAGCCCACCGUUUUCUACAUGCCCCACUGCGGCACAGCCCUGUACAACAACCUUCUGUGGAGUAACUGGUCGGUAGACGCCCUUGCCAAAAUGCUCAUCAUUGGGAACAGCUUCAGAGGACUCGAGGAAAGAUUGCUGGCAAGGAUUCUACAGAAGAACUAUCCCUACAUUGCAAAGAUCUUAAAAGCACUGGAGGAGCUCGAGCUGCCCGAGACGUCACAGUACGCGGACGUAUUCAACGAUACCUCCGUCCACUGGUUCCCUGUACAGAAGCUGCAACAGCUCCCCACAGACACUUGGGCGUUUCGGGAAGAACCGGACUAUCAGGACUGUGAGGACCUUGAAAUCAUCAGGAACCAGACAAGAGAUCCUUCAGCCACUGACUGGAACUCGCGGUGAUGUGUUGGGUGCUGGUGCGGCAGAAGCAGCUGCCACCAGAGAGGACAGGGAGGGUGGCCACAGAGGGAGCGCGAGCGCCCCCUUCUUUGCCGCAGGCCAGGCCUCAGAGCACGGGAAGCACG